AUGCGCGAGCUGGGCUGCCGAGCCUUGAAGGAGUUGGCGGCCUACAACGCGGAGAGCCAAGAGGACAUCUACAUGCGCGGGGGCAUCCAGGUGGUGCUUCGCGCGAUGGAGAGCCACAUGCAGCUCCCGAAUCUUCAGGUCAUGGGUUGCGGCGUGCUGCGGAAUCUCGCAGCCUGCAACUCCCAGCAGCAGCAAGCUGUCGUGUCUCGCGGAGGGGUCCAGGUCGUCCUCGACGCAAUGAAGAUGCACAUGGACCACUCGCUGAUGCAGUGGGCUGGAUGCUGGACCUUGUUCUGCCUCUGCGUGCACAAUGCGGAGAUGAGAUCAGAGGUCUUCGCUUAUGGCGCGGCCCGAGCAGCGCUCAAGGCGCUUGAAGCACACCGUGAGACGCGAGUGCAGGAAGCCGGCUGCUGGCUGCUGAAGGAGCUGGCCGAGCACAUUGCGAGUUGCAAAGAUCGGGCCACCUUCUCCGCCGCCAUCCAAGCGGCCCUGAAGGCAGUGGAAAAGUACCCUGGGAACCAGGCAGUCGAGAAAGCCGCCAGGGCGGCGUUGCAAAAGCUCUCGGCGUUCGACAAGGAGCACGAGGCAAGCUUCCUGGUCUGA
Effrenium voratum is the source of this 603-nucleotide messenger RNA. NCBI's taxonomy places the organism in Eukaryota, Dinophyceae, Suessiales, Symbiodiniaceae. The record is from the annotation of a GenBank genome assembly.